AGCUGAGAAAACUGAAGUCCUCAGUGAUGACCUGCUACAGAUCGAGCGGCGUCUUGACAACGUGAGAUCCGUUUGCCACAAUUCCUGUAAGCGGCUGGUGUUGUGUUUGCAAGGACAGUAUGGAACUGAGGCUGAAAAGAGACACAAGAAGCUUCCCCUCACGACGUUUGCUCAGAACAUGCAGGAAGGCGCCCAGCAGCUCAGUGAGGAAACGCUUCUGGGGAAAAUGCUGGAGGCUUGUGGAGAAGCAGAGAAUAAACUUGCAAUGGAACUCUCUCACCACGAGAUGCAGGUUGAAAGGGAUGUUUUGGAACCACUGAAUCAACUCAGCGAGAUGGAAAUCCCCAAUAUUCAGAAACAGAGGAAGCAGCUUGCUAAGCUAGUCCUAGACUGGGAUUCUGCAAGAGCUCGGUGGAACCAGGCCCACAAAACCUCAGCUACUAACUUCCAAGGGCUCCCAUCUAAAAUAGAUUCCCUCAAGGAGGAGAUGGAUGAAGCUGGAAAUAAAGUAGAGCAAUGCAAGGACCAACUUGCUGCAGAUAUGUAUAAUUUCAUUUCCAAAGAAGGUGACUAUGCAAGACACUUUGUCUCGUUAUUAGAAGCCCAAGCAGAUUACCAUAGAAAAGCAUUAGCAGUCUUAGAAAAGGUGCUCCCUGAAAUCCAGGCCCAUCAAGACAAAUGGACUGAAAAACCAGCUUUCGGGACUCCCCUGGAGGAGCACCUCAAGCGUAGUGGCCGAGAAAUUGCCGUCCCCAUCGAGGCCUGUGUGAUGAUGCUCUUGGAAACAGGCAUGAAGGAGGAGGGCUUAUUCCGCAUUGCUGCUGGAGCCUCCAAGUUAAAGAAGCUGAAGGCAGCGCUGGACUGCUCCUCCUCGCACCUGGAUGAGUUUUACUCAGACCCUCAUGCUGUGGCCGGGGCCCUGAAGUCCUACCUGAGGGAGCUGCCGGAGCCACUGAUGACCUAUGCCCUGUAUGAAGAGUGGACCCAGGUUGCAAAGUAUUUAAUCAAAUUCCUUGCAAAACUCGCACAGUAUAGUGACAUUAACAAGAUGACUCCUAGCAACAUUGCCAUUGUGCUGGGCCCAAAUUUGUUGUGGGCCAAGAAUGAAGGCUCUCUUGCAGAAAUGGCAGCAGCAACUUCAGUCCACGUGGUUGCCGUUGUUGAACCCAUCAUCCAGCACGCUACCUGGUUCUUUCCUGAAGAGCUGGACUUCAAUGUGUCCGGGGCAUUUGUGGGGCAGCCAGCUGUGAACUCCAACCACCUUCCUGCAGGGAGUGACUAUGAUUCAGGGACCCUGGAGCGGAAGAGGCCGGUCAGCAUGGCUGUGAUGGAAGGGGAGCUCUUGAGAAAGGAAAGCUCUUCCAAGCCAAAGGAUUUGGUGCCCUCAACCACACCGCCACCCCCCAGAAAUGGUGGAGCCUCUCAGCCUCUCAGCAGCGCCAGCCAGUACUCAGUUGGACAGCCCCAGAGCACUGCCGGGCCCAGCCCACAUGCCCUCAGGCGAGCCGUCAAAAAACCUGCACCAGCCCCUCCAAAACCAGCAAACCCACCUCCGGGACAGCCAGGGACCCUGAAUCCCACUCCAGCCCCCAAACCCCCCCCAAGAAGCCCUUCUCCUCCCAGCCAGCAAUCAAACCAAGGGGGCGCUCAGCCUUCUGCUGCCCUGCCCCAGAUUUCUGCCCCCCGGCGAUACUCAAGCAGCCUCUCCCCGAUACAAGCUCCCAACCACCCACCCCCCCAGCCCCCCACGCAGUCCGUAACACCACCUCCACAGACCAAGGCUAGUAGUUUUGGACCCUCCCCGCCAGGCGCAGAGGGCGGGUCAGAGCCGCUGUCAUCCACCCCUCCACAUACCCCCACCCCACCUGACACGCCCCCCCUGGAGAAGCAUAGCACCACCUGCCCAUCCGCCCAGCCUUCAGCCCAAGACAUUCCACCGGCUCAGUCGCCUCCUCCGUCUGGCACGCUACCAAGGCCCCGGCCAGUGCCCAGACCUCGCAACCGUCCCACAGUGCCCCCUCCGCCUCACCCUCCUGGUCCUCAUCUGUCUGCAAAUGGUUCUCUGCUGGGCCCUCCAGCAACAGCAUCCCACAUCGUGACUGAUACCAGUUCCGAAGUUAAAGAGCAAUCACGGGGCAUCCCUGGCAUGGAACUUCCUGCCACAGAAUUGGUGACUUCGCCGAAUCAGAAUUCACACAACCACCUUGUGCUUGAUCUCGAUCAUGAUACUGAAAGCACUGCUUUGUAAAAAAGAAUAAAAUCACUCCAAAGCAGCCUUUUCUAUCCCAAUGAAAACUUAACCAGUCCAGGAUUUACAGUGAGGAGCUUUAAAACAAAGAAGAAGACAAAGUAGGAAUCGUACCACUGCUGGCCUCAUGUCUUCUGAGAAGACACGUGAUCUUUAAAAAGAGAGUUUAAUGACCUGUAUCCUGACAAAGCUGCCUAAGCUAACAUUGGGUGUUCUGGCUGUUGCUAAACCUUAUAUGAGAAGCUUGAUUGCUGCUGUUAACCAAGAUGGCCCUUGCCAGAAAUUUCCGAGAAGAAUCCAAAGCAAUGCAUGUGUAAUGGAAAUCAUAACCCUUUCAAGACCUCUGUUGAGCUCUUCUUCUUUGUCCUUAUCAAAGAGAGGUGUGCAAGAGACAUGCUAUCUCUGAUAUGCUGCAAACUUCGUUAAAAGUAUGAACCAAAAAAUUGCUACAAGUGCAGAAGAUGACUGCUGGUUAUCGGUCACUUUUCUAAACGGUGGAUGUAUUCUUGUGCCUUGAUGGACUUGACACUGUAGAAGGAAAUGUACUGUCUCUCUAACCAUUUCAGUGCUAUUCUUUUUUAAAAUAUGGUUCUUUACCCCUUUAUUUUUCAUAGAUAUUUGUAUUAACCCUUCUGCUCUGGUUUCUGUAACUUCCAUAGGCAGAUGCUGUCAAGCUGAACUCUGGAAAAUGUGUAUUGCUAUAAAUGAGUUGAACUUUGAAAGUUAUUUUGGAUAUCUUGUUGGGUUCAUCUGCCAAGUAAAAUUAUUCUCUUUUUUUGUCA
This is a messenger RNA of Thamnophis sirtalis, 3030 nucleotides long. The record is from RefSeq and is a predicted model, not a curated record. Lineage: Eukaryota; Metazoa; Chordata; Lepidosauria; Squamata; Natricidae.